AUGGGAAAAUCAAAUAAAGGAACAACAGCAUCAGCAAACAAGGCUCAACCAGUCGAAAAGUCGAUUGACGAUAUGGACGAAGAAGAGUUAAAGAUGGCAAUUGCUCAAGGCAAGCUACAGAGAUCAAAGAUUGACGAUGACGUUCAACAAUUCUUGGACGACUGUGCCAACAGCAAGACCAACAACAUUAAAGAGACAUUGGAAGACGCUACAAAGCGUGAACGUCUUAUUAACCAACACGACGCCAACGGACGUACUGCAUUACACUUUGCAUGUCAUUCAGGUAGUCAAGUUACAUUUAACUUGUUGUUAGAGAAUGGUGCCAACAUUGAUGCCAUUGAUUUUUCAGGGUACACUCCAUUGAUGCUCGCCAUCAAGUUGUCUCACACUCAUUUGGCAUUAGAGUUGAUUGCCAGAAAAUGCAAUCUCGACGUUGUCUCCAAGGAAGGAUUCACCGCACUACAUCUUGCAGUGCUCUCGAAAGACACUCAAGUUGUCAAACGUUUGGUCGAAGCCAAUUGCAAAAUCUCGACUGAAAAGACUGUUGCCGGCUCUGUCCUCCACAGUGCCUGUGGUGUCUCCAAAGAGUCACUUCAAAUCAUCGAUAUCCUCGUUAAAAAGGAACCAAAGUUAUUAGAAUCUUUAGAUGAAAAUGAUAUGACUCCAUUACAUCUUGCUUGUGCAUACGGAAAUACAUUAUUGGCAUUAGAAUUAAUUAAAUUGGGAGCAAAUGUAAAUGCAGUUGCAAGAGAGGGAGUAACUCCAUUACAUAUUUGUGUAGAUAGUGAAAAUAUUGUUUUGAUCAAAGCUAUGGUUGACAAGGGUGUUGUGCUCAAGAUGGAUGCUGAUGGUGAGACACCACGUGUUAUGGCAGUCAAGAAAAAGAACAAAACACUCGAAGAGAUGUUGGCCAGUUGCAAGUUGGACGCAACACCAUACCAAGCUGGCAAAGACAGCGCAUCGGCAGUUGGCAAUAACCCAACACCAGACGCACUCAAAGACAAUGGAAACACAGCAUUUAGACGUGGUGAAUAUGAAAUCGCACUCAAUUGGUAUCAAUUGGCUAUCGAUGUUGAAGAUGUAACUGCAGAAGUAAAGGCUGCAUCAUCAACCUCUAAACAACCAGAAUCUAUAGCACAUAUUUUAUACAGUAACAAAUCAGCAUGUCACUAUAACCUCAAAAACUAUGUCGAAGCAUUAAUGGAUGCCGAUAAAUCAAUAGAAUUGGCUCCAUCUUGGCCAAAAGGUUACUUUAGAAGAGCUCAAGCUCUUGAAGCUCUUGGUCGUAAAGAUGAAGCUGAACAAGCAACAAAAAAAAUGAAUGAAUUAGAAGGAAAGAAAUAG
Cavenderia fasciculata is the source of this 1344-nucleotide messenger RNA. RefSeq lists its product as uncharacterized. NCBI's taxonomy places the organism in Eukaryota, Evosea, Eumycetozoa, Acytosteliales, Cavenderiaceae. The record is from RefSeq and is a predicted model, not a curated record. The transcript has 3 exons. Bases 1 to 1344 code for a protein of 447 amino acids. Gene Ontology annotation, molecular function: protein binding.